UUCACAAGCUGAGUGCUCAGAGUUCAAUGGAAGAAGACGCCGGAGAAAGAUCAAACUUCGUCGUCGGGUUCAUAGAGAACCGAGCCAAGGAGGUUGGAGUAGCUGCGUUUGAUUUGAGAUCAGCGUCACUGCAUCUUUCUCAGUAUAUAGAGACUAGCAGCUCCUAUCAAAAUACAAAGACUUUACUACAGUUCUAUGAACCUAUGGUGAUCAUUGUUUCCCCCAAUAAACUGGCGGCGGAUGGAAUGGUUGGAGUCUCACAACUGGCUGACAGAGUUUGUUCCUCCACAAAAAAGGUUAUAAUGGCCCGUGGUUGCUUUGAUGAUACCAGGGGAGCUGUACUGGUUAAAGGUUUAGCUGCUAAGGAACCGUCUGCUCUUGGACUGGAUUCAUACUACAAGCAAUACUAUUUGUGCUUGGCUGCAGCAGCUGCAACUAUCAAGUGGAUCGAAGCAGAGAAAGGUGUUAUUAUAACAAAUCACUCUUUGCUGGUUACUUUUAAUGGAUCUUUUGACCACAUGAACAUUGAUUCCACCAGUGUUCAGAACUUGGAGAUAAUUGAGCCUAUGCACUCUUCUCUUCUGGGCACAAACAACAAAAAGAGAAGUUUAUUCCACAUGCUUAAAACAACUCGAACUAUUGGAGGGACUAGACUUCUGAGGGCAAAUCUUUUGCAGCCUCUGAAAGACAUAGAGACAAUUAACACUCGACUCGAUUGCCUGGAUGAGUUGAUGAGCAAUGAACAGCUAUUCUUUGGUUUGUCUCAGGCCCUUCGUAAGUUUCCGAAAGAAACAGAUAGGGUCCUUUGUCACUUCUGCUUCAAGCCAAAGAGAGUUACUAAUGAAGUCUUGGCUUCGGAUAAUGGAAGAAGGAGCCAGAUAAUGAUAUCCAGCAUUAUUCUUCUCAAAACAGCUCUUGAUGCUAUACCGUUACUCUCCAAGGUUCUUAAAGAAGCCAAGAGUUGUCUGCUUGGAAAUGUGUACAAAACCAUAUGUGAGAAUGAAAAAUAUACUUCAAUAAGGAAAAGAAUUGGAGAGGUGAUUGACGAAGAUGUCCUUCAUACAAGAGUUCCUUUUGUUGCACGGACACAGCAGUGUUUUGCUGUUAAGGCUGGAGCAGAUGGGCUUCUUGAUAUGGCUCGGCGGUCAUUCUGUGACACCAGCGAAGCUAUACACAGUCUCGCAAAUAAGUAUCGUCAAGAUUUCAAACUGCCGAACUUGAAGAUCCCAUUCAAUAAUAGGCAAGGGUUUUACUUUAGCAUUCCACAGAAGGACAUACAGGGAAAACUGCCCAGCAAGUUCAUCCAGGUCGUGAAACAUGGAAACAAUGUCCAUUGCUCGAGUCUUGAGCUUGCUUCAUUGAAUGUGAGGAACAAGUCUGCAGCUAAAGAAUGCUGGUUGAGGACUGCAUUUUGUCUUGAAGCAUUAAUGGAUGCAAUACGAGAGGAUGUCUCUGUGCUUACUGUUCUUGCAGAAGUGUUGUGCCUUUUAGACAUGAUGGUAAAUUCAUUUGCUCACACUAUAUCAACAAAACCAGUUGAUAGAUAUACUAGAGCUCGUUUUACAUGUGAUGGCCCAUUGGCAAUUGAUUCUGGACGGCACCCCAUUCUGGAAAGCAUACACAAUGAUUUCAUUCCAAAUGGCAUUUUUCUUUCUGAAGCAUCAAAUAUGGCUAUUGUAAUGGGCCCAAACAUGAGCGGAAAAAGUACUUAUCUUCAGCAAGUUUGUUUAAUGAUCAUCCUUGCUCAAAUUGGUUGCUAUAUUCCUGCUCGAUUUGCCACUUUGAGGGUGGUCGAUCGUAUUUUCACAAGGAUGGGAACAAUGGACAGUCUCGAAUCAAACUCUAGCACGUUCAUGACAGAGAUGAAGGAGACGGCUUUUAUCAUGCAAAACGUGUCCCAUAGAAGUCUGAUUGUUAUGGAUGAAUUGGGGAGGGCAACUUCAUCCUCUGAUGGAUUCGCAAUCGCGUGGAGCUGUUGUGAGCAUCUAUUGGCACUUAAAGCGUACUCAAUAUUUGCUACUCAUAUGGAAAAUCUAUCAGCGCUAUCCACCAUGUAUCCAAAUGUAAAAACUCUUCAUUUUGAUGUUGAUGUGAGGAAUAACCGCAUGGACUUCAAGUUUCAACUGAAGGAUGGGUCACGUCAUGUGCCACAUUAUGGCCUCAUGCUAGCAGGGGUAGCUGGAUUACCAAGUUCAGUAGUGGAGACUGCCAAAAGAAUCACAUCUAGGAUCACAGAGAAGGAAAUGAAGAGAAUGGAGGUGAAUUGCAGACAGUACGAGGACGUACAAUUGAUUUACCGUGUAGCUCAACGGCUGAUGUGCUUGAAAUAUUCUGAUCAGGAUGAAGAUUCUCUAAGGGAGGCUCUGCAGAACCUUAAGGAAAGCUAUAUUGGUGGAAGGCUUUAGAUAAGUAGAACCAUUUACUCAUAUAUAUUUCAUCUAACAUCAACA
This is a messenger RNA of Solanum tuberosum (potato), 2450 nucleotides long. RefSeq names its product DNA mismatch repair protein MSH4. The record is from RefSeq and is a predicted model, not a curated record. Gene Ontology annotation, cellular component: nucleus. Gene Ontology annotation, molecular function: ATP-dependent DNA damage sensor activity; mismatched DNA binding; ATP binding. Gene Ontology annotation, biological process: mismatch repair; reciprocal meiotic recombination. The coding region runs from base 27 to 2405 and encodes 792 amino acids. The transcript has 24 exons. NCBI's taxonomy places the organism in Eukaryota, Viridiplantae, Streptophyta, Magnoliopsida, Solanales, Solanaceae.